Molecule: messenger RNA, 4002 nt
Organism: Lethenteron reissneri (Far Eastern brook lamprey)
Lineage: Eukaryota; Metazoa; Chordata; Hyperoartia; Petromyzontiformes; Petromyzontidae
Gene: KIF23
Product: kinesin family member 23
Biological process (GO): microtubule-based movement; mitotic spindle midzone assembly
Cellular component (GO): kinesin complex; microtubule; nucleus
Molecular function (GO): microtubule motor activity; ATP binding; ATP hydrolysis activity
Source: RefSeq, a predicted model, not a curated record
CGUAACGGUCGCGGCAUUUGAAACGUGGAGCGCGAAGACGAAUUUGGUAUCGGCGGCGGCGGUAACAACGACGGCUCUUCUACACAACACCCCGACCAUGUCGCGUCCCCUACGACCUAAAACGCCAAAGAGGCCAGGCAUGAAAAAAUCUUCAAACUCGAAGCCCAGAGAUCCCGUUGGGGUGUACUGCCGAGUGCGACCUCUGGGCGAGGAUGAUAAGGAAUGCUGUGUGGAGGUGAUAAGUGAUACCAUGGUCCAGCUGCACCCACCGGAGGGGGCCCGGGCAUUCCGCAACGGAGAGUACAAGGAGACCCAGUACUCCUUCAAGAGGGUGUUUGGUGUGAAUACAACACAGAAGGAGCUGUUCGAUAUUGUGGCGAAAACACUGGUGGAUGAUCUGGUUCAGGGGAAGAAUGGUCUGCUGUUCACAUAUGGAGUUACUGGCAGUGGAAAGACAUUCAAUAUGACCGGCGCUCCUGGACAACCAGGCUUGCUCCCACGCAGCUUGGACAUGUUGUUCAACACCAUUUCCAAGUUUCAGGCUAAACGAUAUGUGUUCAAGCUGGAUGACAAAAAUAGCUUGGAAGUGCAGUCAGAGGUGGACGCUCUUCUUGAAAGGCAGAAACGAGAUAUCUUGCCUCCGGCCACUCCAAAAUCGACCACGUCAAGGUCAAAAGUGGACACAGAGUUUGCAGAAAUCAUCACAGUGGAGGAACACUGCAAGGCAGAGGGGGUGGACGAAGACAGCGCUUACAGCGUCCUUGUCUCGUAUAUUGAGAUAUACAACAACUAUAUUUUUGAUCUUUUGGAAGAUGUGGUUGUGGAUCCCAUCCGACCCAAGUGGGCAACUUGUGCCACUCCCACAAGUGGGACGACGCGGAACCCAGAGUUCAUACCACCACAGUCAAAAAUGUUGCGAGAGGACUCGAACCAUAACAUGUACGUGGUUGGCUGCACAGAGGUGGAGGUGAAGUCCACAGAAGAGGCAUUUGAGAUGUUUUGGAGAGGUCAGAAGAGACGGCGGGUGGCAAACACGACGCUAAACCGUGAAUCGAGUCGCUCCCACAGCGUGUUCAUCGUCAAGCUCGUGCAGGCGCCACUUGACUCGGACGGCGAGACGGUACUCCAGGACAGGGAGCAGAUCACAGUGAGCCAGCUGGCCCUUGUGGACUUGGCUGGCAGUGAGCGCACAAACAGGACGAAGGCAGAAGGCAAUCGUCUCCGGGAAGCUGGAAACAUCAAUCAGUCUUUGAUGACACUGAGGACGUGCAUAGAAGUAUUGCGAGAAAACCAGAUGCUUGGAACAAACAAGAUGGUGCCAUAUCGAGACUCCAAGCUGACGCUCCUGUUCAAGAACUACUUUGAUGGAGAAGGAAAAGUGCGGAUGAUUGUGUGCGUGAACCCCAAGGCAGAAGACCAUGAAGAGACACUGCACGUGAUGCGAUUUGCGGAGAUGACCCAGGAGGUUGAAGUGGCGCGGCCAGCCGACAAACCCAUAUUCGGACUCACACCGGGACGACGAAACCGCUACCAUGAGCUACGCAUGGAGCUGACUCGCAGGCUGGAGGAACGUGGAGGGCCUACUUUCUCCAGUUCAGGGGACUCAGCAGAGAUGCAAAUUCUGUCGCUGCAAAACUUCCCGCCAUUCCCGUCGUUGGAGCUGACGGACGCGAGUGACGAACAGACGCUUUCGGUGCUUGUCAGCCACCUGGAAAUGUGUAUUCGCCAGAGGCAGAACAUGCGGGACGAGUUGGCCCGGGCUCAGGGUAUCUUGCGAGCAGGCCUGCAGGAGCUGGACAAUAAUGUGAUGGGGCGUGAGAACUGGAUCGAGACGCAGCAGGACAAGUUGGCAGAGAAGGACCGGCAGCUAGCAGCGCAGCGUGCAGAAUUAGAGCGCAUGGAGAAGAAGGCCAAGACGCUCGAGUACAAGAUCGACGUACUGCAGAAAACCAACAACAUUCACGAGGAUGACAAACGGCUUCUGCAGCAACAAGUGGAGGAGAAGCGCAAUGAGCUACAAAGGCAGCUCGGUGACAAGCAGCGAAUGGAGAUGCGAAUGCACGGUGUUGUCAGUGAGACGAAGAGCAAGUGGGAGCGUGAAUGUGAUCGACGCGUGGCAGCCAAGCAGAUGGAGAUGCAGAACAAGCUGUGGGUGAAGGACGAAAAGCUGAAGCAGCUAAAGGCCAUCGUGACAGAGACAAAAGGGCCGGAGCGGACACCACGCGAGCGAGAGAGAGUGCCACCCCCGCGUAAAAAGCGUUCCGCCUCCCCUUCACCUGCACCGCCAACAUCUGUCCACGUCUGCACGGGACCGCAGAGAGGGCCCGUGGCCUUGCCACGCAAUGCCUUAACCAGCCGCCGUUCCAACUCCCACGACAACAUUUCUGUUGCAUCCUACGUGAACGAGUGGGAAGGGAGGCUGGGGCCUGGUGAGGCGUGGAAGGGUUUGCGAAAGCAUCACCAAGGUAGGCAGGCAGGCAAGAUGGCGGCCACUCCCACCCACAUGGACAGGUGUUUGAGAAGGACCACAAGGAAAAAUGAGGCUGCAGAAGAAUGCUUAUCAAGCAGUGAGGAACAAGAGAGGCAAGUGAGUGAGGAUAGUGAAGGACAGCAGACGGCACCCCCAGUGCCACUGAGGCACAGGAGGUCACAUUCGGCUGGGCCGGAACGCUGGAUCGACCACAAGCCAGCGACGAGUGUGGAUACGGGGACGGUGAUGCAGCCAUCGGUUACCAAUUCCGUCACGGUGCUCAUGCCGACAGAGCGUGCCCUUUCCAAGGCGGACAAGUACAUGCUCACACAUCAGGAACUCGCCUCGGAUGGAGAAAUUGAAACUCGUCUCAUCAAGGGCCAAGUUUACAAGACACGAGGCGGUGGUCAGUCCGUACAGUUCACAGACAUUGAGACCCUAACGCAGGAGUCGCCCUCAUCCAGGAAGCGCAAGUCAGAUCAGCGUGCGCCUGUGCAGCGAUCAGAUACACCUGACUCUGAGUGGACCGACGUGGAGACAAGAUGUGCAAUUGCAGUCGAGAUGAAAGCUGGCUCCACUGCUGGACCAGGCAUCCAACACCAUGCUCAGCCCAAACGGACGAGGCCUUAAAAAUACCAACGUCUGGACUUCGAAUAUACGAUUUGGGAUCCACGCACCUUUUUAAUAAUUGGAGCAACCAGUCGUGGCCUGGAUUUUUUUUUAUCAAUAAACAUUUAGGUUUGUCGGAAAUUGCUUAUGAUAACUCUUUGUACGCAUAUGCAGGGCCUCUACAACGUGUAUUCAUUGCUCUUCAAACUUGUGAUCUCUGUUGAACUGAAAUAUGGAAAAAAAGGAGUUUUACGCCAAACUUCUAGACUACACAUUUUACAAUAUUAAAAUUUUAGUUUUAAUGUGCACUUUACAUUUCAUUUGCUAUGCUGUAUUGUGUUGUUCUUUAGUUCCUCAUGAAAUGUACUGUCACAUACAGUAUUGCUAAAUUUAUUUUUGGCAGAUUAAACACAUUUACAAAAUACAGAGCCGUAACAAAAAAGUUUUUUAGAUCAACUUCGAGGAUGUACAAUUUUUGGUUGGGCCGUAAAAUCCUCACUUUUGUCAUUAUUACUGUUACAACAGGUUAGUCUCCUUAUUUUAAACAUGAGCAGUCACUGCUUUAAAUAGUAAAUUUAGUUUUCGAAUAAAUGGUUUUAAUGACAAUGAUGAUUUAUUUUUCAGCUGUUUUUUUGUUCAAUGCCACAGCACACCCGUUAUGUUUUUGUGAUUAUUUUUGGAAUUUUGAUGCAGUAUUUUUUAUUUUAAUUCAUGAGUAUUCUUGAAUUCAAAUACUGUGUGCUUCCACGGAUAUUUUUCAGUCAUUCCAUGAAUUCCAGUUUGAAUAAAUCUUGAAUCAUUGUGACUGAUGCUCUGACAUUUUGUACCGUAAAAUGUAUUUUAACCAUAAGUUGAAUGCUUCUCACCUGUGCGCUUGUAUUUAUGCAACUGAACUAAAAUGUGUUAUCCUUGUAGAAAUAAUA